CUUUUUUGUCAAUGCUGGGUUAUUUAAACUUUUAUACAAGUUUUAUUUUUCAAUUUUACAUUUUCAAAAGUUUCAUAAUUACAAAUAUACCUAUCCCCAUGCUUAUGUCAUGGUUUUCUCUCUUCUUACACUCCACCACUUCCAUAACUCCUCCUUUCUUUUUUUUUCUUUUUUUUUUUUUAUUUUCUGUUUCUCUUUCCUUGGUUCUUCAAUACCACAACCCACGAUCAUCCCGUCCAAAGCCCUAACCCACGAUUUUUAAACCUCUCAUCUAUGUCACUAUCUCCAUUAUCUUCCAUAAGCUCUGUAAGUUGUUCCUCCCACAUAUUGUCUUCUCUUCUUCUAUAAAUGGCCACCACUAAGUCGAGUUCGAAGUUACCUUCCCCAGCUAAAAAAAUUUCUAAAAUUUCUAAGAAACCUCCUACAAAUUCAUCUAAAGUUGAUCCUAAGAUGAGUUUGAAGCGCAUUGCGAAGAAAGGAAUGAGUGAUGUUGCAGAGCCAUCUGGUUCUAAGAAAAGACCUAUUCCAAAUAAAAUUGAGUCUCGUAAGACAAAGAGAGCAAAAUCUUCGAAAUCUGCCAAGGAUGUUAUAUCUUAUUUUGAUUUUGAGGAUGAAGUGCAUGAUGGGGAAGUGAAGCCUAAAGUUAAAUCCAAGGUCCAUGCUAAGAGCUCAGAAAAGUAUGAAGACUUUGACUUACCCAAAAAAAAAUCCUUCUAAGGUGUCUUUUUUUGUGUUUUUUAUAGUACAUUUCUGUUUUUCCCUUUUCUAUUGUUUCAUGUCAUUUGUCAGUGAUGAUAAUCAUUUUUGUGUUGUCGACUUC
Cannabis sativa is the source of this 820-nucleotide messenger RNA. RefSeq lists its product as uncharacterized. The record is from RefSeq and is a predicted model, not a curated record. The transcript has 3 exons. Bases 349 to 717 code for a protein of 122 amino acids. NCBI's taxonomy places the organism in Eukaryota, Viridiplantae, Streptophyta, Magnoliopsida, Rosales, Cannabaceae.